GACACCAGACGCAACAACACAGCAAAGAAGAUUGCCUCCACUUGUUACAGAAGAGCCAAACACACCUACGAUUGCCUCCCUUGUAGCCAUGCGACGAUGUCGUGAACUCGGCCAUUUGAGGAGAUGGUCUUCGAUCGUUGUUCCUAAAUCAGCAGGCAGGACCUACUCCGAGUAUGCUCCGGCCGCACCUUCUCCCAACGACCUGAAGGCUCCCUUGCCCGAGAAGUUUUCUGUGGGGAAGAAUCUGAAGCUCAAGGCCGUGCUGUUCCAGUACGAUCUCCUGGCGGGAUCAAAUCAUGAACGAAAGAGUAUCACCGCGAGCUCAUCCCCAAGCAGCAGAAGUAGCAGCAGCAGCAUCCCAGGUGCACCUGCGUCGCCCUCCACCAGUUUUGACCCCUUGACUCCGUCCGGAGAAAACCUUGUAGACGAAAUUACGGGCGUCCUGGGCAAGGGAAGAGGGGACAGAUUGCAAGAGCUGGGGCGGGCGUUGAUAGCCGACCUGAAGGACAAGAUGGGAGCUUCUGUGACUUCAUCAUCUGCACCGACUCCGCCCGCUAAGCAACAAAGAGAGCAACGACCGAGAGUUUCCCAGGACUCAGAUCCCAAAGCAAAGUACAUGGAGAAGCUGCGGAAGAAAACCGGCGCAGGGAGUAUUUCCGCCAGCCCCGCAGCCACCGCCGGCUCUCAGCCCGGCGGCGAUGCCGACCUCUUCGCAGCGAGAAAUCUCGUUUCAAGCACCGAGGCGGCAAACUUGCAUUCGGCUUGGAUGCUCAGACAAGGCGCGGGGGACCUGCUCACUUACCUGGCGGCUAGGAGCUUGCGCCUUGGCGUGAUAGCGGGGCCGCAAACGAGCCCCCGAGAGUUCGAGAGCUUCGUCAGGCAGCUGCGGCAGCAGUCCAUCCGGGUCACGACCGCCGUUUCGCCGGAGGACUUGGAGUUGGAUGGCGUGGAGGCGGGCGUUGUCAGGGCAAGCAGAGAGCUGGGCAUGGGAGAAGGGAGAAGAGGAGGGGCGGACGUGUUGUUGGUGGGGUCGAGCAACCCUCUCCUGAGCGCCGCUACCGAGGCAAACAUGUUCACCGCGAGGUAUUACCCUCCGAAUAGCCGGCGGGAAGGCGUGAUCCAGACCUUUGUUGUGCGAGAUAUCGACGAGGUGCGAACGGUCGUGGAGCAGGUUAACGGAGUUAGUUAUCGAUCAUAGUAUCUACCGCGGAAACCGACCAAGGGCAGGAUGCAAACAAAUUCCACGGGAAGAAGGACCAGCGCGGAAUUCAACUGGCCGUAACCCGCCUAUGAUGAUAUGACGAGAGCGCGAGUGUACUUGUCACACCAUUUGGCGUGCCGGCACGCCGCUAGUGGAGAUCUCACUGUAGUGCUUGUUUUGUGAGAUCUAGUGAACUGUCGGUCGGAGCCCGAUGGCCAUCGACGAAUAGCACAUCCUGGUGGUGCUGGCGGUCAUGAAGCACGGAAAGGCACCAGUAGUAGACACGCGUUGGAGGGACGUUUUUGUGGCAUCUUCUUGUUCAAAAUGGGUGGUGGGCAAUCGGGGGUUG
Molecule: messenger RNA, 1550 nt
Organism: Ectocarpus siliculosus
Lineage: Eukaryota; Phaeophyceae; Ectocarpales; Ectocarpaceae
Source: the annotation of a GenBank genome assembly